Molecule: messenger RNA, 1713 nt
Organism: Tribolium castaneum (red flour beetle)
Lineage: Eukaryota; Metazoa; Arthropoda; Insecta; Coleoptera; Tenebrionidae
Gene: Nt5c
Product: 5' nucleotidase C
Exons: 8
Coding region: 39-1589 (516 amino acids)
Molecular function (GO): 5'-nucleotidase activity
Source: RefSeq, a predicted model, not a curated record
GCGCUCAAUAGGUUGUUAAAAAAAAACAGUCAAUCGUAAUGUUAUUAUGCAAGCUCAUUAACUGUUAUCCAAGUUUACGCUUAACAGGCCAUUAUUUAACGCAGCAAAAAUGGGUCGUUUCAAAAAAAAAUUCAAGAUUUCAUUCAACUCAACUUCUAGAAGAUGCGUACAAGAAAAUGAAGGCAAAAUGUCAAUCGAAGAAAUUACCGAAAGACGUCAACCCAAAGGCCGUUUUUGCGUGUAAUGAGCUAGAUUUAAAGGAAGUUAACGUUUAUGGGUUUGAUUAUGACUAUACGCUUGCUUGCUACAAGCCCUCAAUGGACUAUGUUUUAUAUAAUUUAGGUAGACAGACGCUUAUAGAACAGUAUAAAUACCCUGAAGAAAUAGCACAAUUGGAGUAUAAGCCAGGCUUUGCCGUCAGGGGACUACAUUAUGACAUAGAAAAAGGAAUUUUACUCAAAUUGGAUUCUUUUUUACAAAUCCAAUUCGGCUCAGUUUACAAAGGGCUAACGCCGCUAUCCGUGGAAGAGGUUCUGAAAAUUUACAAGAACCGAAUUAUCCCUAUAGCUUACGUUGAAGGAAACACAAAAAAUUCCUCGUUGGUAUUACAGGACAGCCACUCUAAGAUGGUGCAACUGGCUGAUUUAUUCUCUGUACCUGAAAUGGGUUUGAUUUGCAAUGUGGCAGAUUAUUUCGAGCGUAAUCACAUUGAUUACCACCCAGAAAUUUUAUUUAGGGACGUUAAAAGUUCCGUCAAAAGCUCUCAUCCUGUUAUGCACAAAAUAGUCUCGGAAAACGUAUCAGAAUACAUAGAGUCAAACGAAAAUCUCAGGCCGUUUUUUGAUCGCUUAAAAAGCGCAAAUAAGAAUUUAUUUCUAGUCACCAAUAGUCCUUAUAAUUUCGUUAACAAAGGUAUGGAAAUGCUGGUUGGGCGCGACUGGAAAGACUACUUCGAUGUUCUUAUCGUUCAAGCCAGGAAACCCCGGUUUUUCACCGACAUUUCGCGGCCCAUUCGUGUAUUUGACGAACAGAGCGGCAGCCACAUUUGGGAUCGUGUGACAAAAUUGGAAAAAGGAGUUAUUUAUUAUGAAGGAACUGUAAAACAGUUACAAGACUUAACUGGCUGGCGUGGUCAUCAAGUCUUGUAUUUUGGGGACCACCCUUACAGUGACCUCGCUGACGUAACGUUAGAGCAUGGAUGGAGGACCGGGGCCAUAAUCAACGAGUUGACACACGAAAUUGCCACCUUAAAUAACGUGGAGUUCAAGAAAAAUGCCAACUGGUUGCAAAUGUUGACUCAGCUGAUUGAAGACCACCAAGAUUGUGAAGAUCCAGAAGAACAGAAAAUUCUUCAAAAAUGGAUGGCUGAACGCGAUAAGUUGAGAAAUGAUAUUAAGUUUGUGUUCAAUCCCCAGUUUGGGAGCGUCUUCCGCACAUAUCACAACCCUACGUAUUUUUCUAGACGAUUAUUUAGAUUUGCCGACAUAUACACGUCGAACAUAACUAAUUUAUUGAAUUACUCGGUCAAGCACACGUUUUAUCCAAGACGCGGUGUCAUGCCCCACGAGUAUAUAUCCUACUUUGUAUAGGCUUUUAGGCAAAAACUCUAUUGUGUCAUUUUAAUUUUAUAGACAAGAAACUAUUGUGUCAUAUUAAUUUUAUAGGAAAUGCAUACAUGUUGUAUCUGCUGCGAGUAAAAAAUAUUUUUUGAGA